AUGGACCCCCUUAUCAAGGCAGAGGCAGGUCCCUUGAAGAGUUACUGCGCCCUUGAAGACAUGCUUCACAUCCUAUUUCCCCUAUCUGAACUCUUCCCAUCUAUGCUGGGUGCUCUCACUCAAAAAAACCCCUUGCUUACUGCCUUCAAAUGCCUCCAACAGGAAGGGCUUUACUUGUCUGAGUCAGGAAAGUGGAGCCCUGGCUCAGAAGGAGAGGUUGCAGAUUUUCUCAACUAUCUGGUUCACAAAGUUGAUCCCCUUGUGGAUUCUGGCACCUUCAAGAGUUCCAGAUGGUGGACUUCUGUGUAUGCCAUCCAAGCAGUCGGUGAUGCUGGUGGAAGGUGCCGCCCAGACCUUGUACUCAUAUCCUCCAGUAACACGUCUUAUCCCCCUAAGCUCCCUCUUGCAACUAUGAGAAAUGCCAACAGUCUUACAAGUGUUUGGGCUACAAUACUGGGGCCAACCCCAAUUAUGUUUGCGUCAGUGCUUUGGCAUCCAUGGGCAUGGAUGUAUAGUCUGGCAAGCACAAUUACCUAUAUUGAGGAGAUCAGACGACCCAUGGACAUUGCGGUCAAAAGUCCAGAAUAUAAUUCCACAUCCAAUAUUUGUGAUGCCCUUGGCUCCACAUUAUCCCUGAAAAACAAGGAGAAGGCCCAAGCUUUGGCUCAUCCACACCACCCUUACCAGCUGCAUGUUCACAUUUGUUCAACGACUGCACCUGCUGGUGCAAUUAAAACAGAUUUUAAUUGCCUAGAGGAGCUCCAUGUUAUGAUCAUUGAUCUCAUCAAAGCAAGUCACAAGAACAUGAUGGCAACCUCUGUUUCAGGCCAAGUUCCUGUGAAAGUCUUACACCGGGAUGGCUCAAUCAGCAACUCCCUUAUUGUUGAUCAAGCACUGUCUGACUGGCCCCCUUUGAAAGCUCCAGAGGGACGUGCACCUCCCAAUACUCACAUACAGAGGGGUUUACAGACUGGGGAUUUGCAGCUGUAUUUGAAGAUACUGAAGAAUAAGGUGUCUGAAGAUUCAGACCAGGAUGACCACUAUUUUGGAUUGAAAUCUGGUGACAUCCAGAAGCUACAAGAGUUGGUGAAGUCCAAGCUAUCCACUGUUAACCACGAGGAAGAAACGUUGGAUGUUGCAGAGGGUACUCUUGAUGAGGUUAUGGUUAUACAACAGUUGAGUAAGGAGGGCCGGCAGGUUGGUAAUAGAAAUCAUGUUCUUGAGCGUACACUGUAUGAGAUGAAAGAUGCAGAUGCUAAAGAAAAGGACAACAUCAAGAAAUGGCUAAAUCCCAAGUUCACUUCAAUGUUUACCCGCUCUGACACUACUUUCCACAAGUAUUGGACCUGUGGCAGAGUUAAUGGUCUCAGCGUGUUUCUUGAAAACAAUAUAUCUGAAUACUUUGCCUUUAUAAUCCCUUACUUCAAGCGCCUCUGCAAGGUUCUGUUUGGGUCCACAUUGUUCCUCUCAAAGAGAUUUGUAGAGGCAGGUCCACCACCAUUCUUUAUACUAUUGCAUGUCUUCCAUGACAAUAUUCUCAAUAUCCUCAGGGAAGCUCUAGAGGAAAUUCAAUGCAAUGAAACAUGGAAGGAUCUGAGGAGGCCUUUUAGCAGACCAUCAGGGUUUGUUCAUUAUCUGGAUCUUUGGAGGUCCAAUGACAAGCAAUUUGCAUUCCAGGCCCCUUUGGUGUUGAGCUAUGUUUCAUGCACAAAGGGGACCAGUGGAAGUAUGGCAAGCACCUGUGCCCUCAAUAUGCAUCUUGGCUGUGCAAAAAGCUGUGCUUGGUAUUGCAAGGGUAAAUUGAGAGAGAUCCUAACCCAUCAGAAUGGCUACUUGGAGAGGCAAGGAUUGCUGGUGGAAGAAAAUUUAGAUAACCACUAUGGCCCUCUAUAUCCAUUCCAGGAGGAAUCUAUCGGAUAUGCCAUGGAAGAUAUUCAAAAAAAUAUAUUUGCAUUCAUCCCACUCAGGCAACCUGAACAGAAGGAUCUGGAGCCAGGGGAGGCAGCCGGCUCUUCUAAUUAUCCAAAUGCCAUUUCCCUGAAUGAUAAUAAUGAUAAGCGUGUAGAAAUUCUCCACUCUACAGCAGAAACAGACUGCUAUUCCAGGGCUUCCUUUGCAACCCAGCCCAUGCAAAACACAUCAUCUGCAAGCCUAAAAAGAUAUUCAGUAAUGCACAGAAAGAAAAUAGAAUUUACAAUGAAAUAUGGACUGGAAAGUGGUGGCAUGCAAUCCAAGCAGAUCUACCUAAGGGAGCAGCCCUUCUACCAGUCAUGA
Serpula lacrymans var. lacrymans S7.9 is the source of this 2274-nucleotide messenger RNA. RefSeq lists its product as uncharacterized. NCBI's taxonomy places the organism in Eukaryota, Fungi, Basidiomycota, Agaricomycetes, Boletales, Serpulaceae. The record is from RefSeq and is a predicted model, not a curated record. Bases 1 to 2274 code for a protein of 757 amino acids. The transcript is spliced from 13 exons.